Durio zibethinus is the source of this 2715-nucleotide messenger RNA. Lineage: Eukaryota; Viridiplantae; Streptophyta; Magnoliopsida; Malvales; Malvaceae. The record is from RefSeq and is a predicted model, not a curated record.
UGUACCCCAAAAAACGUCUCAAUUCCCUAUUGCUUCCAAAAUGGAAAAAUUACCAUAGAGGCCACCCAAUCUCCUUUUUUUUUUUUUUUUUAUCCUUUCGCCCUCUAUCUUCAAUGUCUCGCCCUCGUCGGUCUCGGGUUUGGCUCUUGUUACGUUUCGUUUAACUCUCUAAAACCCUAAACCCUAAAAUUUUGCUCAUUCACAAAUUCUGAUCUGAAGUCAGCUUCCCACUGCGAAUCCUAAGAAUUAUUGCUGUGUUUUUUUAAUCUGAUCAAUUGCUUUGGGGUUUGUUUUCCUUUAAUGCUCAGGUAUGCUCUUCAAAUCCCUAACCAUCUCUUAUUCCAUUUCCAAUCCAAACCUUACCUUCAAAUCUUUCUUAAACCCUAAAUUCGCCCUCCAAAUCAAGCCCAUUUCAAGUCUCAAAGUCAUUUGGAGGAAAGAUUGGAAGUUAGACCAAGCCAUAAAAAACGAUAAACGAUACAAGCUCUGUGCCCGGGUCGUCAAGGAAGUCCUAAACGAACCGGGUCAAGUCAUCCCUCUCCGAUACUUAGACAAAAGGCGAGAGAGAUUACGCCUUAAUGUUAGAGUUCAAACCUUUAUUAACAAUAACCCAGGUCUUUUCGAUACUUAUUAUGAUCGGAUUAAACCCAAAUCCGAGCUAGUCCCCUUUUUGCGGCCAAGUAAUAGGCUGAGGAAUUUUCUAGAAGAGGAAAAGCGGAUUUAUAAUGAAAAUGAGGAGUUGGUUGUUUCUAAGCUUUGUAAACUGUUGAUGAUGUCUAGAUAUAAGGUGAUUAGUGUGGAUAAAUUGGUUCAUGUGAAGAGGGAAUUUGGUUUGCCUAAUGAUUUUUUAGUUAAUUUAGUGCCUAAGUACUCGAAUUAUUUUAGAUUAACCGGGUCCCCUGGAGAAGGGCCAUCGUUUUUGGAAUUGGUUGAGUGGAAUCCUGAGUUUGCAAAGUCUGUUAUUGAACAAAGAGCUGAAGAGGAAUCAAGGUUAACUGGGAUUCGGGUUAGGCCGAAUUUUAACUACAAGUUACCGGCAGGCUUUUUUCUUAGGAAGGAAAUGAGGGAGUGGGUUAGGGAUUGGUUAGAGUUAGACUAUAUAUCUCCUUAUGAGGAUGUGUCACAUUUGGAUCAAGCUUCGCGAGAAAUGGAGAAGAGAAUGGUGGGGGUUUUGCAUGAGUUGCUUUCCCUCUCAUUGUUGAAGAGGGUUCCAGUGCCAAUUUUGGGGAAGUUUACCGAUGAUUACAGGUUUUCCAAUGCUUUUUCUAGUGUGUUUACUAGGCAUUCAGGGAUAUUCUAUAUGUCAUUAAAAGGUGGGAUAAAGACUGCAGUGCUAAGGGAGACAUAUAAGGAUGAUCAGUUGAUUGAUAAGGAUCCAUUGCUUGAGAUAAAGGAUAGGUUUGUUAAGUUGUUGGAGGAAGGGUGGCAGAAGAGAGUGGAGAUGUUGAGGUUGCAAAGAGAACAGGUUAGGAAGGACAUGGAAAUGAUGGCAAUGAGAAAUGAGGAAUUGAGUGAACAAAGUUGUGAUGAGGAGCUUUGAAUAUGAAAGGAUAGAGGAUUUGAAUAGUAUUAAUCUGAUAGAGCACAUUGGUUUAGAGAGGCAUUCAUACAAUCUUUUAUUGGAACUACAAUAGAGGCCAAAACAUUUUUGUCCAGGAUAUCUUCGGAUUGAUGAGUCAAUUUUUUAGAAUAAGGAGGGGUAAUUGCUUUUCUUAUCCCAAGUGUUGGACCUUCUGUAUUCUUAUGUGGUAAAGCUGCUUCCCAACUCCACAACUGAUGAUAAAUCAUGCUUUGUAACUUUCCUUUACAUAUGAGAAGUAGCCCAAUGCCAGCUUUUAAAAUCUUAAAUACCUUUCGUAUUGUGUAGCAAUGAAAAGAACUUGCAUUGUUGCAUGCUUUCCUAUCAUUAUAUGGUAUCUCGAAAAGAAAAAUAAUGAAUUUCGAUGAAACUUUACCCGAACUCUUUUAUGUUCGAAGCUGCAAGGGAAGAUGUUUGUGAUGUCAGAUGAUCGGCUAAUUCAAAUUAAAUCAAGGUAAUCGAGAAGGUCUGUAUAAAUAGCUAAUAUAUCCAUGGUCAACUUGAAUGUGUACUACAAACUUGGAUAUCUGCUUAUUUAUUGAUUCUGAUUUGGGACAUGUAAUGAACUCUUAGGAGUGCCUGCAGAGGAAAUAAUAGGUAUGGCAACCUAUAGAUGGUUAAACUGACAAUGCAGCAUAAGAAUAAGACCGUGUAUUAGAUCACUGCAUUAUAUGAAGGCAUUGUUCAGAACAUCACCUCUUUGGUUUGGCGCUAGGUUGACUUCAGUUGGAUGAAAAAGAAAGGCUCCAAAGCGCCAGUAAUAGAACAGGUAAAUGUAAUCCUCUGGUAUUGUCGUGUAAUUUGUAUUCAAAUGAGAGUUGAAACCUCUUGUUUUAAUCUGUUGGAUCAUUUCUCAGCAUUACAUGAUAUCUAGGACUAAACAAACUGUGUUCAUAAUUGUCAUGUGUGACUGUCCAUCUGGUUUUCCGUUUGUUAACUUUUGUCAUGGUUUUGAGGUUGCAUUGCAAUUUACUAAGGGAAAGAGAUGGCGAGAUUGUUUGAAUGUACCGUGUAUGACUUGGAUUAUUAAUUCAAGUGUUCCCUUUUCCUUCUUUCUGUAUCAAAUUCAUAAUACCUUGAAUACUUUUUGAAAGUAUUAUUUAUUUACUUAUUUAUUUUACUUUGGAAAUAAAAGA